AUGUGCGGAAUUAUCGCGUUAAUGCUUGCGAAUAAGUUUGAGCAUUGUAACCAGGGACUCUACGAUGGACUCACUGUAUUGCAACAUCGUGGUCAAGACGCUGCUGGUAUCAUGACAUGCGAGAAGAAGCGACUGUUCUUGCGCAAGGAUAAUGGUCUCGUACGUGAUGUUUUCAAGCAAAACCAUAUGUUAAAUUUGCGUGGUAAUAUGGGCAUCGGUCACUGCCGCUACCCGACGGCUGGUUCAAGCUCUAGCUCAGAAGCUCAGCCGUUCUACACCAACUCGCCUUACGGUGUAUCACUCGCCCAUAAUGGCAACUUGACCAACUCGCACGAACUUGUGGAUCAAUUGGCCAAUACUAACUUUCGUCAUGUCAAUACGGACUCGGACUCGGAGCUGCUGCUGAACAUUCUGGCCGAUGAGCUACUCAAGCGCGUAAACCAACCACUGGACACGGAAAUGGUGCUGGAUGCUGUCACUGGCGUUUUUAAGCGCUGUCGAGGUGGCUACGCGGCUGUUGUACUUAUCAAUGGCUUUGGCAUUGUCGCCUUUCGUGACCCACAUGGAAUUCGUCCCUUGGUGUACGGCACCCGCAAGAAUCAGCAUGGUACUGACUACGUCGUGGCUUCAGAGAGUGUCGCUAUUGACACGCUUGAGUUCAAGACGGAGCGUGAUUUUGCACCGGGUGAAGCGAUGGUUAUCAAGCAAAGUGGAGAGAUGACGACCCGCGCGUGUGUAUCUGAUGCUAAGCUGUCGCCGUGCAUCUUCGAGCACGUGUACUUUGCCCGUCCCGAUUCAUUCAUUGAUGGUGUAUCGGUGUACCAGGCGCGUCGUAACAUGGGUGCGAAGCUCGCCGAGAAAAUCCUCCGCGAACGCCCCAACCACGGCAUUGACGUGGUGAUCCCUAUCCCUGAUACAAGCCGCACGUCGGCACUUGAGGCUUCGCAGAGCAUGAACAUUCCGUACCGUGAAGGCUUUGUCAAGAACCGCUACAUUGCGCGUACUUUUAUCAUGCCCGGUCAGGUCGCGCGUAAGAAGACAGUGCGCAUGAAAUUGAACGCUAUUCGCUCCGAGUUUGAGGGCAAAGUUGUGCUUCUUGUGGACGAUUCCAUCGUGCGUGGCACCACCUCCCGCCAGAUUGUGCAGAUUGCUCGUGAGAAUGGCGCCAAGGCUGUGUACUUCGCGUCGGCUGCUCCGGCCAUCCGCCAUCCAAACGUCUACGGCAUUGACAUGCCCACGACAGAGGAGCUCAUCGCCUUUAACAAGACCGAGGCCCAGGUGGCCAAGGAGAUUGGCUGCGAGUGGAUGAUCUUCCAGGACCUGAAGGACCUGGAGGACUGCGUGCGGCAGGAAAACUCGGGACUUGAGAACUUCGAUUCGUCGUGCUUUAACGGCAUCUACGUCACAGGCGACGUGAACCAGGCUUACUUUGAGCGGCUGCACGCCGAGCGUUGCGAGGCGCGAAUGCAGGCGAAGAACAUGGGCUUUACUCCGUUUAACCGCACGAUCUCCACCCCCCAGUCCGAUGAGAGCAUUGAUAUGUACAACGCUCCGCAGUAA
Molecule: messenger RNA, 1560 nt
Organism: Peronospora farinosa
Lineage: Eukaryota; Oomycota; Peronosporomycetes; Peronosporales; Peronosporaceae
Source: the annotation of a GenBank genome assembly